This is a messenger RNA of Trichoderma breve, 537 nucleotides long. RefSeq lists its product as uncharacterized. The coding region runs from base 1 to 537 and encodes 178 amino acids. NCBI's taxonomy places the organism in Eukaryota, Fungi, Ascomycota, Sordariomycetes, Hypocreales, Hypocreaceae. The record is from RefSeq and is a predicted model, not a curated record. The transcript has a single exon.
AUGUACCAGGUUGGUCUGGUAUUCCGUACAGGUAUUGCUGCACACCCACGCCCGCAUUCACACAGAGUACGGAGUACAGGCACUGGCUACCUGGCAACUGAGACAUGCCCGCAGACUGGACUGGAUGCAGCUCUCAAACCCCAAACCGCGCGCAUCCAAGACCCUACAGUAGGACAUGCAUACACGCUCGCUCCUACAGUGUCCGCGCCCGGCAUUCAUCAUACUGUACAAGGACAGUGCGGCGCCGUCCGAGUCCACGCUGGACCGGCUGGUUUUGCCAUUGAGCCCGUCUCUGCCCCUGCAUGGCUGGCCGAGGACUGUGCAAACAUCCAUGGAUCUCUCAUGUCCCAGCAACUCAGCGCCCCAUCGCCAACUGGAGCCUCUCAUCCACAGCGUGCCAGAAUCAGCGCCGCCAGCGUGGAUGCUCUGCGCUGGCUGGUACCAGCAAAUUGCGUGGCUGACUGCGUGGAGGACAAGUCACCUGCUGCGUGUCGACGUCUUGCACUGUGGACUCACGGCUUCACUCCAAGAAAUUAA